Ahaetulla prasina is the source of this 4181-nucleotide messenger RNA. RefSeq names its product keratin, type I cytoskeletal 19-like. The record is from RefSeq and is a predicted model, not a curated record. The transcript has 8 exons. The coding region runs from base 106 to 1419 and encodes 437 amino acids. NCBI's taxonomy places the organism in Eukaryota, Metazoa, Chordata, Lepidosauria, Squamata, Colubridae. Gene Ontology annotation, molecular function: structural molecule activity.
UUUUUACACCCAAAUAAAAAGGUCCAAAACUGCCCUAUGCAGCAUUUUCUUCUGCAAGAGUGCUUGAUAUAUUUUGUUCUUUAGACACAUAUCUACACACUACCAAUGGCUCGAUCUGGCAGUAUCAAUUUAAAAAAUGUCUUUUUCGAAAGUAGCGGAUCAUCUGUUCCUAGUUCCAUCUAUAGACUAUCAUCCAUUAAGAAAAACCGAACACCUAGCGUCCAUGGAGGAGCAGGUGGCUCCGGGACCCGAAUUUCAUAUGGCAGUAACUACAGCAGUUCCCUUGGCAGUACUUUGCUACGCAGCACUUCCAUAAAUGAACUGCUGCUUACAAGCAAUGAAAAAACUACCAUGCAGAAUCUGAAUGACCGUUUGGCUGUGUACCUGGAAAAGGUACGCUCCUUAGAAACGUCAAACUCUGUUUUUGAAAGGCAGAUCCGGGAGUGGUAUGAAAAGACUUCCCCUAUUGCUAAGCAAGACUAUAAUGCCUACUUUAAAGUAAUCGAAGAACUUCAAGAUAAGAUUACCAAAGCCCGAAUAGAUAACACUAGGAUCAUAUUGCAAAUUGACAAUUCCAAGUUGGCUGCUGAUGAUUUCAGAGUAAAAUAUGAAACUGAGUUGAGCCUGCGACUAAAUGUGGAAAAUGACACCACAGGAUUACAGGGACUAAUUGAUGAGCUCACACUAGUUAGGACUGAUUUGGAGCACCAAAUUGAAAGUCUGAAAGAAGAACUGGCUUACCUCAAGAAACAGCAUGAGGAGGAAACAGCAAGAUUACAUGGACAGCUGAGAGGAGAUGUUUCUGUGGAGCUGGAUGCUGCUCCAGGCAUUGAUCUGGCCCAAGUGAUGGAAAACAUGCGCCAGCAAUAUGAAAUCCUGGCUGAAAAGAACCGUCAGGAAGCUAAGACUCGGUUUGAUAAACUGAUUGAGCAACUGAAUGUGGAAGUAACCACAACUACCCAUCAACUUGAAACACACAGAAGUGAGAUUACAGACCGGAGAAAUACACUCCAAAGUCUGGAGAUUGAACUCCAAUCUCAACUGAGCUGGAAAACUGAACGAGAGAAUGCAGUGGCAGAAAUUGAAGCUCAUUACAGAACUAUAUUGAUUCAAAUUCAAAUGGCCAUUGGAAAUAUUGAGGCCCAACUAAUGCAGCUGCGGAAUGACAUGGAGCAACAGAGUCUGGAAUACAGCAUCCUCUUGGAUAUUAAAGUCAAGCUAGAAGCAGAGAUUGAAACUUAUCGCCGUCUUCUGGAAGGGGAGAAUUGGAGAAUGAUUGCUUCAGAUUUAGAGACAAGCAAAGAAGUUGAAAAAGAAAAGAAUAAAACUCUGAGGAUCAAGACUGUGGUUGAAGAGAUGGUGGAUGGAAAAGUAGUAUCCUCCAAAGUUGAUGAGAGAGAAGAGAAGAUAUUGAGUUAGCCAUGAAAUAAAUAGCAUGUUAUGUCUGUAAUGAGAAAAAGAAAGAAAAAAUGAUUUCAAAAAUUGUCUUCCUGAAGGAAAAUUCUUUGCUGUCACUUUGAAAUGAUCAUCUCCAAUCCACUAUUCUCCUAAUUUCUACCAUAAGUGUAAGGCAAAAAAUUAAUAUUUUUGCGUUCUACUUAUGGAAGCAAUUAGGAGAAUUUAAAAAGAGAAAUCUGCUCUAAAAGAAUGAUUUCAAUUAUCUUAUUUAUACAUAAUUUUUUUUUAUUUUCUACUUUUGUUAAAAGAACAGAAAGCUCUUUGUUUCUUCAUUGGUUGCAUAAUCGGGCACUUGUGUUAAAACCAUUUGACUCACUGAAUGAUUUCCUCAAUAUUUCCCUUGUGGCAAGGGAUAGGCAGAAGUUUGAGUCCAGGGAACUGCCCCAGAUAUUGGGUAAACCCUCUCAGUUGUGCCCUUGAGCAUGCCUAGCCCUGUCACACACAGCACUUAGCCAUACAUCCAAUCCAUAUCAAUCCACACACAUUGCUUUCUCUUGUAGUCAUCUACAAUCCUUAGUUUUAAAAAUUAAGUAUGACAAAAGGGAAGUCAAGACAUUUUCUUCCCAGCAAAGAAAUAGUUUACUAUUAUUGUAUUCUUACUGCUCUACAUUCGUUGGCUAUACACACACACACACACACACACAGAGAGAGAGAGAGAGAGAGAGAGAGAGAGAGAGAGAGAGAGAGAGAGAGAGAGAGAGAGAAUGAGAUCAAGGGUAAGGCUGGUUUCAUGGGGAAGAUGGAAGAAUUCACCUCACUAUUCAAAACAGGGGACACUAUUCAAAAACAGGGACACUAUUCAAAAAUAGGGGAUGCGGUGGGUCAGGGGCUAGGGCGUUGAGCUUGUUGAUCGAAAGGUCAGCAGCUCGGCGGUUUGAAUCCCUAGUGCUGCCGUGUAACGGGGUGAGCUCCUGUUACUGGUCCCAGCUUCUGCCAACCUAGCAGUUUCGAAAGCACGUAAAAAUGCAAGUAGAAAAAAUAGGGACCACCUUUGGUGGGAAGGUAACAGCGUUCCGUGCGCCUUUGGCGUUGAGUCAUGCCGGCCACAUGACCAUGGAGAUGUCUUCGGACAGUGCUGGCUCUUCGGCUUUGAAACGGAGAUGAGCACCGCUCCCUAGAGUCAGCAACGACUAACACAUACGUGCGAAGGGAACCUUUACCUUUACCUUAUAUUCAAAAACAGCUUCUGAGAUGCAGGCAAUCCAUGAGCUGCAAAUGGAUCAAUCCUGUUUGAGGAAAAAUAUGGGUUGAUUGGUGGUGGAAUAAAUCACUCAUGAUUUAUGUUCUCUUAAUUUUGGCUCCAACUGAAUUGCCUAAUCAGCCAUUUAAUUUAAAAUUGGCAUUCCUAAAUCUUUGGUACUAAACAGAGAUGUGUGUAUACCUGGGCCUUAGAUUGUGGAUUCUAUCUUAAAGUUAAAUAAGAAAAAAAGAACUAUUUUAAAAACAUAAUUAUCUUUUUCUGUAAAUGAUGUUCCUUUAAAAGCUUUUUGUUUAACCCUAUCUUCUUCGUACAAUAUAUGGUAUUUAAUUCUACAACCAAAAAUAUAUAUACUUCAAAAUCGAAUGAUUAUAUCUGAAUUUUUAAAAUUCUGUAAAUUGGGGAAACAUACAUUUAUUUCAUCAGCAAAUUACAAAUCUAGUUACUUUGUGGGAACAGAAGAGAUAUGUGCAUAAGAAUUUUAGUCCAAUAAAUAUGUUGGAAAUAAUUAACAGAGUUGUUGUUUAGAUAGAGAAGAAAUUAUGAAUUACAAAAAGCACACUUUGCAAACAUUAUCUGUAGAAAUAUUCUUACUCUUUAAUUAAAUGUUAUGUAUGGUGGAAUGUUAAGAUAUUGAUUUGACUUACUAGCUACAUAUUGACUGGUUUAAUAGAUCAUGUUAUGCUUGACUUGAUAUUUAUCUAAAAACGUAUCCAUAACCCACUUUAAUCAAAGAAAUAGAAGUAGGAGGAACUUGGGGGGAAAUGAUCAUUUAAUUCAGGAGUAUUUUUAGAGAAAUUGCAUGGCUGCUAAGAGUCAAUACCGAUUUGAUGGCACAUAAUAAAAGCUGAUUUUCCUAAAAUACAUAUCUUAUACUUUUAAAAAUGAAUUAUAAUAAACUUAUUGCUCUGAUAAAUUUAUUAUUGGAAAUAAUAAGCAGAAAAGCUAAUGGGAAAAGAUACUCAACAGGAAAUGGGAAAAGAUGCUUAAAAUAUGUGAGAGUUCAUAAGGAAAUAGAAGCAACUUAGAACUAAGGAGAAAUUUCCUGACAGUUAGAACAAUUAAUAAGUGGAACGACUUGCCUGCAGAAGUUGUGAAUGUUCCAACACUGGAAAUUUUUAAGAAAAUGUUGGAUAACCAUCUGUCUGAGAUGGUGUAGGGUUUCUUGCCUGGGCAGGGAGUUGGACUAGAAGGCCUCCAAGGUCCCUUCCAACUCUGUUGUUAUUAUUAUUAUUAUUAUUAAUAGAUAUUAAAAACAUCUAAGGGGAAAUUAACGCAUACUAAAUUAAAAACAGUUAACAUUGCCUGGUGACUCAUAAAUAUUAACAAAGAGUGUUGAAAAGCAGACAAGAAGCAAUUAGAGGAAUUGAAUAGAAAGGGAGCAGAACUGGAGAAAAAAACUAGCUUUAGGCAACAGGAGAUGGAUCCAAAUUUUGAGAGGGGAAUAGGCUAAUUAUGGCUAAUAGCAUUAUGGCAAAUUCAUAGCAUAGAGAUCAUUUUAAUAGACAGCACCACACAAUAUUUA